CUAGGCUCGCUUCUGGAUCUUCCUUUGUGACUUCCUUCAUUGACCUUCAGCUUUAAAAGGCCAUUCCCAUUUGAUGGGCUAUAUAUGAAUGCGUUUUCUUUUAGUUAGAUUUUUACAUUCAACUUUUUACCACUAUUUACCAACAUUUAAGUGCAUCGUGGAAUAAGGAUCUAACUUGAAUUUUUAAAAUGUGAAAUCUCCAGAUUUUAACAGCGUUAUUGAGCUUAUUUGCACACAGUAAAAUUCACCAAUUUUAAUUGUACAGUUUAAUGAUUUUUUGCAAAUGUGGACAGUGGUGUUUCUGCCACCACAACCAAGGUGUAGAAGCCCUACAUCACCCAAAAAGCUCCCCUGUGGCCAUUCGCAGUCCCCUCCUCUACUCCUGGCUCCAGGGAUCACUGAUGUGCUUUCUCUUUUCUAGAAUUUCGUAUAAAUGCAAUGUAGUAAUGUAUAUGUAACUGUAGGUGGUCUUUUGAAUCUGGCCUAUUGCAUUUAGCAUGAUGUUUUUGAGGUUCAUGCAUGUGGUGGCAUGUGUCAGGGGUUCUGUCUUUUUUAUUGCUGAGUAGUAUUCUGUUGCAUGUAGGUAUCACAAUUUAUUUGUUCAGUUAGGGAAUAUUUAGGUCGUUUCCAUUGUUUGGCUACUGUGAAUAAUACCGCCAUGAACAUUCAUGUACAAGUCUGUGUGGAAAUAUGUUUUCAUUUAUCUAGGAUAGUUCCUGGGAGUGGAAUUGCUAGAUUGUAUGGUAAGUGUAUAUUUAACUUUAUAAGACACCUCCAGACUAUUUUCUGAAGCGGCUGUACCACUUUUCAUUCCCAUUAUCCAUAUAUGUGAGAUCCUUUUAUGCCACAUCUUCGUCAACACUUGGUAUUUUCAGUCUUCUUAGUUUUAGCCAUUUUAGUGGCUGUGCUUUAACUUUAGUUUUAAGAGACAAUUGUUCUCGCUUUGUUAAAUGACUGUCUCACGUCGCGAAAGGCAGGAGGUUGCGGCUCAGUGCAGGCAUCGUCAGGGAGUGUCGAGAGACCCGAUUGCCUGAUGGAUGAGCUGUGUCAGAGCUUUGAAAGUGACUGGAUCAGGAGAGACCAAGCAGGACUCAGUGGUUACCUGAGAGGGUUCUGCCCCUCACAGCUGGGGUUUGUGCCUUGCUGUUCCCCUGCCACAGAACCAGUCCCUGUGUCACUGGCAGUGGGCCCCGAAUUCUGCCUUUUUCACGGGCCUCGUCGGCUGAGCCAGAGAUUCUGGAAGAGAUCCAUCACUGAGGUCAGCGCUCUCACAGGUGCAUUUGCGUGACUUCAUCUGCGUCCCCUUGGUGUGGUCUGCUUGUGGGAGGCAGCAGGGGUGGUGUGGUCAGGAAGUGGCUUCUGGAGUGAGAUGCCCUGAUGUUAAGCGCUGCCCUUCUGCGGAUGGAUGUGAUCUUGGGCAGGCUACUUAACCUCUCUGUGUCUUUGUUCCUCGUUUGUAAGGUGGGGUAAUGGGGUACCCAUUGCAUGUUGAGAUGAUUAAAUGAACAAUGGUGCCUGACACCUAGCUCAGAUCUUGGUGUUUAGUCAACACUGUUCUCCAAUAAAAGGAACAAGAGCUCUUUGGAGAAAUGGCUGAUCCCAGGGCUGAGACAGGAAAUAUACAAGAUUUGGUAGUGCCAGGAAGUGAGAAAGAACUAAAAACAAACAAAUCCCUUAUUGAUGGGGACAUUUCAAAGUGACACAGGAGCCAAUUGAAAGUGCUCCCAGUGGCGAAAGCAAUUUGGGCAACAAAAUAAAGUAGUGUUAGAUUAUCUCAAAAUAUAAGAUAAAUAUCCAUGCAUCUGUACUAAUAUAAACGAUUGAAUAAAUAAAUGGGAGAAUAGACCAGCUUCCCUUGUUGUAGAGUGCCAACCAACUUAUGUAGGUGCUCCGCCCUCCAGGAGGGGACAGUAUCCCCUACUCGUGAAGCAUGUGACAUACGGUGUGACUUCUUCCAAAGGGUACAGUAUGGAAAGAGGGGAAGGAGAGCCACUUUGCAGUGGAGCAACCUGACAGACAUGGCCUCAGCCUGGUGAUCAAGGUCAGCAUCCACGGUGACAAGUCAUGCUGAUAGUACGAGCCCUUGGCUACAAAGCAAUUGGCAAAAUAGGAGAGGGAACAUUUUCUGAAGUGAUGAAGAUGCAGAGCCUGAGAGAUGGAAACUAUUAUGCAUGUAAACAAAUGAAACAGCACUUCGAAAGUGUUGAGCAAGUGAACAGUCUGCGGGAGAUACAAGCACUGAGACGCCUGAACCCCCACCCAAACAUUCUUACGUUGCACGAAGUGGUUUUUGACAGAAAAUCUGGUUCUCUUGCGUUAAUAUGUGAACUUAUGGACAUGAAUAUUUAUGAGCUAAUACGAGGGAGGAGACACCCAUUAUCAGAAAAAAAAAUUAUGUGCUACAUGUACCAGUUAUGCAGAUCUCUUGAUCACAUGCACAGAAAUGGAAUAUUUCAUAGAGACGUAAAACCGGAGAAUAUAUUAAUAAAGCAGGAUGUCCUGAAAUUAGGGGACUUUGGGUCCUGCCGGAGUGUGUACUCCACACAGCCGUACACAGAAUACAUCUCCACCCGCUGGUACCGGGCCCCGGAGUGCCUGCUCACCGACGGCUUCUACAGCUACAAGAUGGACCUUUGGAGCGCGGGCUGUGUGUUCUUCGAGAUCGCCAGUCUGCAGCCCCUCUUCCCCGGAGCCAACGAGCUGGACCAGAUCGCGAAAAUCCACGAGGUCAUCGGCACACCUGCUGAGAAGACCCUCAUCAAGUUCAAGCAGUCGAGAGCUAUGAGUUUUGAUUUUCCUUUUAAAAAGGGGUCAGGAAUACCUCUACUGACAGCCAAUCUGUCCCCACAAUGCCUCUCCCUCCUGCACGCCAUGGUGGCCUAUGACCCGGACGAGAGGGUCAGCGCGCAGCAGGCCCUGCAGCACCCCUGCUUCCGGGAGCUCAGGGCACCCGGGAAGCAGGCUCCGGGCAGCCACAGAAAAGCUUUCUUCCCAGAGAACCCGGUGGCACCGGAACUCCUCAGUGACAAGUGGCAGAUUGCAAAGGAGGGCAGAAAGCAGCCUCUAAAGCAAGACGGGGACCGUCCGAAGCGACAAGGGCUGGCCUGCCUGACGGAACUGCCCAAGCUGAAGCUCUCAGGCGUGACCCAGCUGUCGUACUCCAGCCCGGCGCUCCAGUCGGUGUUCGGACCGGGCGGGAAAGGCCAGGUCCCCGUGCUGAGACCCCUGAAGCGUGUGGGCGUGAGCCAGAAGCCGGAGCCGCAGAAGGAGCCGCAGCCCGGCCUGAAGCAGUGCCGCCUGCCCGCGAUAGGGAGGAAGCGGGGCGGGUGCUGAGCAGCACGUGCCCGUCACCUCGUGCUGUCCCGCAGGGCGCCAGCCAGCCCGUCGCCUCAGACACGGAUGGGGGGCUCCAGGGCCAGGCCGGGUGCUGUCCCCGCCAGGCCGGGUGUCCCCUACGUCCGGAAGGCAGCCAGGCUGUCUGUUCCCCUCCACCCACGUCGUUCCAGGGUUUAUUUCACUUUCGUAACAUAAAAAUUGGGGGCAGGAAAUAUUUUGUAAUUUUUUAUAUGAACCCAAACAGAAAUUAGAGUUUCUAUUAUGUGUCAUUAGGCUCGGUUUCAUGGCAGGCACUGCGUGUUGUCCCCUCACUGUGUGACCACAGAUUAUGCUGACAUUCGUUGAAGAACAAGCCAUCAUUACAGUGUUUCCUUGUA
Molecule: messenger RNA, 3713 nt
Organism: Pteropus alecto (black flying fox)
Lineage: Eukaryota; Metazoa; Chordata; Mammalia; Chiroptera; Pteropodidae
Gene: MOK
Product: MOK protein kinase
Exons: 12
Coding region: 2065-3333 (422 amino acids)
Biological process (GO): protein phosphorylation; intracellular signal transduction
Cellular component (GO): nucleus; cytoplasm
Molecular function (GO): protein serine/threonine kinase activity; ATP binding
Source: RefSeq, a predicted model, not a curated record